Molecule: messenger RNA, 4073 nt
Organism: Lucilia cuprina (Australian sheep blowfly)
Lineage: Eukaryota; Metazoa; Arthropoda; Insecta; Diptera; Calliphoridae
Gene: Ir64a
Exons: 11
Coding region: 40-3837 (1265 amino acids)
Cellular component (GO): membrane
Molecular function (GO): glutamate-gated receptor activity
Source: RefSeq, a predicted model, not a curated record
CAAUACUUUUAUAUUACUAGUACUUAUGUAAAGAAAUUUAUGAUGCCUCAAACAAAGUAUAAAUAUUUUAAUAAGAAAAUAAAAAUGAUGUUGUUGCUUUUAAUAUUAAUGUGGUCAUUAAUGGGGCAACAUGUUUAUGGUAAAUCAUCAUCAUAUGAUAUUGGUAUUGUAAAUACGGCUGCUGAUGCUGCUAACAGUGCUACUGCUGAUGUUGCGGCAGAUGAUUCUGUUUAUGAUACUAAUGGCAUCAGGGACAUGAUACAAGAAAAUAUUGCAAAAAUAAAAACAACAAAAACAAAGGAUGCAAAGAAAGAAACAUCAGAAGCAACAUCAACAACCACUGAAAAUAAAGGCAAGAAUAACAAUACCGCCACGAUUUAUGACCGUAUUAAUGAAAACGAUAAUAAUUCCAAUAAAUUGCCACAAAAUGUAGCAAAAAGAGAAGACCAACAACAGUCAAAUAUGAUGUAUAUGAACAUGAAAAUGCCAGCGCCAUUGCCAUCGCCAUCAUCAGCAUCAUCAUCAUCAUCAAUAUCAACAACAACAACUACUACGUCUGUAACGGCAACAACAAUACCACCAACAGAGUCACUACUGAUGCCAAAAGAUCAAUUAAAUAAAACAGAGUCUGAAAUCCCAAAGAGCAAUGAGAAAGACAAUAAUAACAAAAACAGCAACAAUGAAACAGAAAAUAAAAACAAACCGGAAGAGAGCAUAGAAUCGAAAAUGUCAACGUUAAAAGUUAAUGAUACGAGUAACAGCAACGAAUCUGCUGCCAACAGUGGCAAUAAAGUUUCAAAGAACAACAAUAUUAAUAAUGAAACAGCAACGUCGGAAUCAAACAACCUGAAUGAAACUGAUUCAAAUAACCAGAAUAAAAUUGAUGAUGGUGAGAAGAAUGAUAAAAAUGAAGCUGACCCUGAAAUCGAUAAUGAAAACUCAAAUGGACAGUUUGAUACAUUCGAUUCAACUGCUCAGGCACAGCAAAUGUUUAUAACACAGUUUGCUUUAAAAUUUAAACAAAUACCACGAGUGACAUUUUUCACUUGCAAAGAACCAGCAGAAACAACAGACCAAUCAAAUGAGCAACAAUCAAAAACAAAUAAUUUUAGUUAUAAAAGACAUACUCAUAUGAAUUUGGAAAUGGUGAAAUUUGUACGUCGCAUGUAUACGUUUGAUGAAGACAACAAUGAAUCGUCUCCCAAUAACGUGCCAAAUUCUCCAAGUAUAAUGAUGAACGUUGUUUUAAUUGAUCAUUUACUAAAUAAAAAUCGUGCUAGUACGAGUAGUUCUGUUUCACGUGUUGGGUUUGGUAGAGCUAGUUCUUUUGGUGCGGCUGCUGCAAGUGGUCCGGCUACACGUAAUGCUUUCACUAAUGCUAAUUGGCUGGAACAGAUACUAAAGCCAGAAGCUUUUUGUCAAAUUGUGGUCUUGGAUUUGGCCUGCGGAGGAGCUAGUCGUCGUCUUUUGGAAAUGGCCUCAAAUAAGGCUUUUUUUAACUCAAUGUAUCACUGGUUGUUGUUGGAGGAUUAUGUAUUUAAUCGACAAACUGAAAUCGAUGAUGCGGAUGAUGAUGAUAUAGAAAGCAAGAUGAACAAUUAUAGUACAGAAGCAAAUACCAAGAAGAGCUCUAAGGAGGAAAUUGUCAACGACAGCAAUGCUACAAUUCUACAAGUUAAAAAAUUAUCCACAUACCCAUCGGAUGUUAUUGGCGCCUCCACAUCCGGUUUUGGCUUACAAAACAAAGUCACACCAACAACCACUUUAUCCUCAUCCUCAUCAACAUCGACAACAAAGACUGUUGCUGGUGGUGGUGGUAUUCGCCAGAAACAGCGUAUCGUUGUAGACGAUAAGUCGUCAGCUUCUUCGAAUGCCAGUCGUACUGCUGGGGUAACAGAUGAGGAUGACAUAGAGAUUAUUGAAAAGUUCCUAGAAAAACUCAACAUCAAUAUAAAUACAGAGUUAAUAUUGGCAAAACGACGUAUGCGUGCUCUUGCCACCACUUCAUAUCCCUCAGACGCCACACCAGCACCACCUUCUCUAACAAAUUCUACAUUAACGGAGUCGGAUGAUUAUAAUACACUUCAAAAGAUGGAUUACUACUUGUUAUACGAUGUUUGGAAUCCAGGUCUACAGUAUGGCGGCGAAAUGAAUAUGACAGAAAUUGGUUAUUUUUCUCGAAAUAAAGGAUUUCAAGUGGCUCAUUGGUAUAAGACUACUACGACUAUAAUGAGAAGAAUCAAUAUGGAUUUGGCUAAAGUGCGUUGCUUAGUAGUGAUAACACAUAAAAAUCGUUCCGAUACUUUGGAAGAAUAUUUAACAUCACACUAUGAUACACAUUUGGAUUCAAUGAAUCGUUUUAAUUUUGCUUUACUAUCACAUGUCAGAGAAUUAUUUAAUUUCAGUUUCAUUUUGUCGAAGACCGCCACCUGGGGUUAUUUAAAGAAUGGCAAAUUUGAUGGCAUGAUUGGUGCUUUAGUGCGCAAGCAGGCGGAUAUUGGGGGAUCACCGAUUUUCUUUCGUAUCGAACGUGCCAAAGUGAUUGAUUAUACAUCGAGAACAUGGGUGGCCAGGCCUUGCUUUAUAUUUCGUCAUCCGAGAAGUACAAAAAAGGAUCGUAUUGUUUUCCUGCAGCCUUUUUCCAAUGAUGUUUGGGUAUUUCUGGCCGUAUGUGGUUUUAUAACAAUUUUUUUACUGUGGGUUUUAACAAGUUUGGAACGUAAAUUUGAUCCGGAUGAGUUUGAGGCCAAUACGGGUACCGAUAUGAAAGCCUUCGAAAGACUAAUGAGUGCUGCUAUGGAGGAUAGAAGGGAGAACAAAGAAAUGGUGUCAGUUAAGGGUGGAGGUUUUAAAAAAUGGUUUGUACGUUGGGGUGGUUUGUUUUGUGGUCAAAAUGCGGUUGACGAUAAGUCCAGAAGACGUGUGGGUUUAUUUUUUGAAUCUUUGCUGUUUUAUAUUGGUUCUAUAUGUCAACAGGGUCUAUCAUUUUCCACGUUUUUCUUUUCGGGUCGUUGUAUUGUUAUUACCUCUUUGUUUUUUUCCUUUUCGAUUUAUCAAUUUUAUUCGGCCAGUAUUGUGGGCACUUUGCUAAUGGAGAAACCCAAAACUAUACGCACCUUAAAAGAUCUUAUACACAGUAAUUUGGAGAUUGGCGUUGAGGAUAUUGUCUAUAAUAGGGAUUAUUUUUUGCGUACUAAAGAUCCUGAUGCCCAGGAAUUGUAUGCCAAAAAAGUUACCAGUGUACCGACUACUGGAGAUACAGGUUUUGUUGAUGGUCCACCGGAUAACUUUGUUUUGCCUACACAAAUGACUGAAAUGACAGAUGCCCAAAAGGCUAAAGCUUAUCGUGAUAUCUUGCAUAGUCAUGAGACGGGUGCUCAUGCCAAAACUAAUGAAGCCUCGAACUGGUAUGAUCCCGAUUUUGGUGUGGCCAAAAUAAAAAAGGGACGUUUUGCUUUUCAUGUGGAUGUGGCUACGGCUUACAAGAUCAUUGCCGAUACCUUUAGCGAAAAGGAGAUAUGUGAUUUAACUGAAAUACAAUUAUUUCCACCUCAAAAAAUGGUCAGCAUAGUGCAGAAGGGUUCACCUCUAAGAAAAGUUAUAACUUAUGGCUUGCGACGUGUUACUGAAGUGGGACUAACCGAUUAUCAACGUAAAGUUUGGCACUCACCCAAACCACGUUGUGUUAAACAAUUGCAUACCGAUGAUUUAAGGGUUGAUAUGCAAACAUUUACAUCAGCACUGUUGGUUCUUAUCUUUGGUUAUGCAGUCAGUCUGUUGAUUUUAAGUUUAGAGAUUGUGCACUUUAAACUGUGGAAACGAUAUACGACAACAUAAAUAACAAGGAUGUCACAUCGUUAUAGUCAUCGUCGUCAUCAUCAUCAUCAUUGGUGGUGGCAUUAUUAAGAGCCAAAUAAACUUGUGCUCAUAACGUAUGUUUUUGACAGUAAUUUGCAUGUUUUUAAGCUUAACAUUAUUAAAUAGUAUUAGUUACAAACAUACACACUCAUAAAUGUCUUGAGUUUUAAAUGCACUUGGAUACAUAUUAAGACUUUUAGCUUUGUUGAAUUCAA